AAAGCAGGAAGGACAACAUGAGUUGGACGCAUUCGGGAAGUAGAAGGGAUUCCACAGACUGGUCAAAUAAGCAGCAAGAUUUAAAUGUAAUAAUAUUAGAGGAAUUAUGGGAAUUUAAAAAGUUCUUCAAGGCGGAGAUAAGGGAAGAGCAGAAAAGCCUAAGGGAAGAAAUAAGACUGGACUUGCAGACAGAAAUCUAUGGUUUAGGGAAGAAGAUUGAUAGUUUGAACACUGAAUUUAAAGAGAUUAAGGAAGAAGUCCAACUUACGGUAAGGAAGACGAAGGACUUGGAAAAUAAAAUUGAAGAGAUAGCGAAGAUACAAAGCAAAGAAGAGAGAAUUUUAUGGGGGCAAGAAAAAAAACAGCGGGAUAGAGCCAUAAAAAUUAGAGGUCUCCCAGAAACGGAAGGAGAAAACUUGGAGGAAAGAAUUAUUCCGGCCUUAGCAAAUUUUUUGGACUCUCCUGUGGAUUUGAUCAAUGUGCAAAUUGAUAAGUUGUUUAGAAUUUUCUCUAAAGUAGCCCAAGAGAAAGGGCUGCCACGUGACAUAGCAGUCGGCUUCAACAACGCGAGGAUUAGAGAGAGGGUUAUUCAGAAAAACUUCAAUGAAAGCUUGGUUAUUGAUAAUGUGGAGGUGGAGAUCUAUAGGGAUCUACCUUUACCUAUAUUGAAGCAAAGACAGCAAUACAGGUUCCUCACUUCGUUAUUGCAGAGGAGGAACAUUAGUUAUAGAUGGGGGAAUGUAGAAGGGGUUGUCUUUAUGUUCAAAGAAAGACGUUUUAAAAUUAACUCAUUGGACAAGGCAAAGGAGUUUUAUAAGAGACUGCUCCAAAACGAGGAAAAAGGAGAAGAAGAAACACAAAACCCCUCUUUAGAUGUUAUAAGAGAAUUUACCCCAUCUAAGAAAGGAAAAGACUUGUCGGAAGGAGGAGGUGAUUUGGAUAAAGGAAAUCCGAAAGAAAACAUACUGAAUACUGAAAAGGAUUUAUUGUUGGGAGAGUUGGAUCUAGAAUAAGAAGCCAUAAAUUAAAAGAAGAAAUGGGCUAUGAAACAAAGUGGUGCCGAAGAGUGUGUCCAAAGAAAAGGGAAAUUGAAAAGGCUAAAAGUUGUAACCAUGAGUUUACCUUUAACUGUAAAGAGUUGUAUACAAUUUUAAGUUUGUAUGACCUUAAAUUUGGAUGUCAUAUGCAAGUUACCUUAGGAAUGUGCAGAAUUAGAUCAUGAAACUAUCAUUAUUGAAACUAAGGGAAUUGACCAAACAUACAAAAGAUGAGUGAUAAAGAUAAUUGUGUUACAUACUAAACGUUGUAACAAAGUUGAAUUAGUUUAUUCCAAGCUUUGUUACUUUCCAAGUCCGGGGCAGAAGGAAGUUUAUUUAUGAAGGGUUCAUUAAGAUUAGACAAGAUAUGUUUAACUAUUAGUGGUUAUA
Molecule: messenger RNA, 1427 nt
Organism: Sceloporus undulatus (fence lizard)
Lineage: Eukaryota; Metazoa; Chordata; Lepidosauria; Squamata; Phrynosomatidae
Exons: 2
Coding region: 18-1013 (331 amino acids)
Source: RefSeq, a predicted model, not a curated record